Messenger RNA from Cannabis sativa, 1488 nucleotides. Its product is annotated as transcription initiation factor TFIID subunit 8. Gene Ontology annotation, cellular component: transcription factor TFIID complex. The transcript has a single exon. The coding region runs from base 210 to 1070 and encodes 286 amino acids. The record is from RefSeq and is a predicted model, not a curated record. Lineage: Eukaryota; Viridiplantae; Streptophyta; Magnoliopsida; Rosales; Cannabaceae. Gene Ontology annotation, molecular function: protein heterodimerization activity.
UAGCUUGAAAAAAAUGAAUACUCAAUGCUCUAAAGAGUGUUGUCCUUAGCAUUCUAAAAAAAAUGCAGUAAUUAUUAUUUAAAAAAAAGUACAAAAAGAAAAAGUACAAAACAUAAACCCUGUUAAAGAGUGUGUUUUGAUAUGCUUAGGGUUUAAGUAGAAGAAGAAAAAACACAAACUCAACAUCCCAAUCCCAAUCCCAAUCCACCAUGAAACCAAAACCAAAACCCAAAUCCUCAAAAAAAUCUCAAACACCAGCAGCAGAGAUUGAAUCAGAAUCAACACCCCCUGACUUCUCAUUCGCCAUCGCCAAAAUCGCUGUAGCUCAGAUAUGCAACGCAGCGGGCUUCAAAUACACUCGCCUAUCCGCCAUUGAUACCCUAACUCUCGUCACCACAAACUACAUCGCAGCUAUAGCCAAGUCCUCCGCCUCCAUCGCUGCUGCCUCAAACCGCUCCCAAUCCAACAUUUUUGACAUCACCAACGCCCUCCAUGACCUCGAAUCCCACCGUGGCUUCUCAGGCGCCUCCAAUCUCCACCGAACCAACUACUGCCUUCUAACCUCGGCCCUUCUCGCCGAGCUAUCACACUUCGUCGAUUCCAACGUUGAAACCCCGUUCGCAAAGCCAAUUCCGCGGCGGCGAUUCUUGGAUACCAAUGCCAGAGAGAAAUCAAACCCGUCUCCGAAUCCACUCCGAGCUCCGCAUAUUCCGAAUUGGCUGCCGCAGCUUCCCGAGUUUGCCAAAUGCGACGCCGUUUCGAGCAGUCAUCAUAAGAACGGGGAGGAAAUGUGGGAGAAUUGUAGGGGUGGGAGCGGAAUGGGUAUGGGGGUUUUGAUCGCAAAUGGGGAUUUGGGAGUGACGAAAUCGGAGUUGGGAUUGAGAACGAAAAGAGGAAGAGUGAGGUUUAAGAUUGGAGAUAACAGGACAAAGAAACAUGAGGUUUUGAUAGGAGGGAAAAGGGUGUAUUGGGAUGAUACUAAUACUACAGAUACAAGUAGUUUCAAUAAAGAUUAUGUUAGUAUUGUAGCUAAUCAACUCAAUGAUGGUGAUGAUGAUGAUAUUAGAUAAAAGUUAUUGGAAUUUGGUCGAAAGAAAAAAAAGAACAAAUAUGAAUAUAUAUAUUUAAUUGAUGGAUGUCAAUGAGUAUCUGGGUGAGUAUCUGGUUUUUGUGACUUCUUUUUUUUUUUCUUAAUAAUUUUGACCUAUAUUAGUUGUUGUAUUCUAAUUAUUGUGAUAGAAUAUUAUUUGGUUUGGAGUCCUACUUAAAACCAUGGACUAGCGCAAAAACUGGCGAGGAAUUCAAUAAUCGAUUCUAACGCGGCUUGAACCGGGGACGUGAAAGGAAGAAAAAUGUAUAAUUGCCGUUGUGAAGCCUCAUAUUUGGUGCUUCUAGUGUACCAUAAACAUUUUAUUUUAUUGUAUGAAGUUUUUAAUGAUAAUGCCUUACCUAACAAAAUAAAGUGGAGGAGAUAGUUAUUGUUUCAAA